AUGAGGACAUUCAAUGCAAAUUCGCUCUGGCACAGCCACACUGGCGCGCAGGGACUCUACUUGAGCCUCUCCAGCGUGAAUCACUCAUGCAGGCCAAAUGCCACCACUGGGGAUCCCAAACAUGAGAGAGGCCAGGGGAAGCUUCCUGCAGGUCUCGAGACGGCGGACCCAUUGAAGAAGGCUCUUGUUGCUAUGCGUGACAUCGAGCCAGGAGACGAGAUCACUAUCAGUUAUCUCAGUGAGGAUGAACUCCUGGAACCGUCCAAUGCUCGCCGUGAGAGACUUGAGAAUCGUUUUGGAUUCAAGUGUGUCUGUGAUCGCUGCGCUCACGAGGCUGAUGACGGAUUGCUGCGAGAUGCAGUGGCCUGGGGAAGCUUCCACGACGCGAUAAACUCGACUGGAUGGGCAGUCCUUGAUGUUCAUACGUCGUCGUUGGCAAGUGGGAACACCCAAAGCUACGCUGCUGGGUUUCUUGAAGGUGCACUCACCCAUAUGCGGAUCACGCAACACUUGCAAAACAUGUGGGGUGUCGACUUCAAGGGCUAUGCAACGGGCACUGUUCCUCAGAAGGUGCGGGACUUUGUCUCAGCAAACAUGGAAUGGAUGGUGGCGAAAGUGAAGGCCAAUCCUUCAGACAAGUAUUGGGCAACUGUCGGUUAUCUUUUAGCGCAGCUUCACGGCCUCGCUGACGGAUAUGAGACAGGUCGAGAUCGCAAGAAAGGAGAGCUUCCCUUAACCGUCGAGGACAUGCUCAUGCUGGUCAUGGUAGACACCGACAUGGAUGAUGUCGUGACAGCAGUGGUUGCAGAGGGCCAUUUCAUCAAUGAGCACUUCCUGCACCGUCGUCACAAGCGGCGGCACAGGAUGUUCGACCCCUUCCCGGAGCUCUUUGAAAUUGGCGACAGACGACAUCAUGGGCAUUGCAGUGCGCUGGUUCAGGUGGCACCGAACCUCGAAGAUUUGUGGGUUUCCCAUGCAACCUGGGACGAAUACAGGGGAAUGCUUAGAAUUAUCAAAUAUUUCGACAUGCCUUUGCCGGGCACAGUCGUGCAACGAAUGGCCUUCACAGCUGACCCCGGCGGGCUGUACAGUGCUGACGACUUCUAUGUUUUGGACUCUCAGCUCGUGGUGAUGGAGACAACGAUCGACAACUACAACCGAUCCUUAUGGAGCCAUGUCAAGCCAGAGAGCCUGAUGACCUGGGCCAGAGCCAUGGUGGCCAACCGUUUGUCAGAAAAUGGCGCCGAGUGGACCUCCUAUCAGGUGCGGGACAGCAGUGGCACCUGCAACAACCAAUGGAUGGUGGUGGACUACAAGCGCUUCAAGCCCGGCAAGUCUUUGGAAGACGGGGUGCUUUGGAUCUCAGAAACCAUGCCUGGACACUCACAAGCGGGCGAUGUGACAUAUGUCCUCAGAAAGCAAAAAUCCUGGCCAAGCUACAAUAUCCCCUUCUUCACGCACAUUUGGAAAGUUGGUGGCUAUGAGCACCUGCAGGCCAAAAGUGGUUCAGAUGAUUUCAGCUUUGAGCGAUGCCCCCGAGCCAAGAUGUUUGAGCGUGCCAGACAAGAGGGUGCGGGUGACUCUUUGAAAUCCUUGAUGGCUUUGAUCAGAUACAACCGCUUGGAUGAUCCCUUAGCGCUGGGGGAUGCCUGCAAUGCUAUAAGCGCAAGGUGUGACCUGAAUCCCAGGAAGCAUUUGAGCUAUGAUUGCUUCGGCGCCAUCGACGCGAAGGUUGCAAGCUGGAGAUCAAGCAGACAUGACCUGUCAUUCCUAGCGGUGUCAUCGCCGACGUCGAGCAAUGGGGAGCGCCCCUUUGCAUGGAGUCGCGUGAAUGACAAGCUCGAUGGCUGCAAGCCCGAAAACCAUGUUGGACACCCAGACGCCUUCGAUUUUAGUUGGUACCAGAUGCCUCCCAGAUGGCCCUUAGCAGAGUCUCCUGCUGCUCUGGCAGUGGAGCGAAAUACUGGGCUCUCGAUGGAUUUGCAGGCCGCUGUCCUUUUCAGCGGACUUGCUUGCAUUCUGCUCAUUUCCUUCAUGUUGCGAAGAGCUUUUUACCAUACGGACGAAGUCCUUCCAGCUUCGUUUUAUGAGCCGCUUGACACUUGA
Symbiodinium pilosum is the source of this 2106-nucleotide messenger RNA. NCBI's taxonomy places the organism in Eukaryota, Dinophyceae, Suessiales, Symbiodiniaceae. The record is from the annotation of a GenBank genome assembly.